This is a messenger RNA of Colossoma macropomum (tambaqui), 4451 nucleotides long. It is a transcript of the gene ripor1, whose product is annotated as RHO family interacting cell polarization regulator 1. Lineage: Eukaryota; Metazoa; Chordata; Actinopteri; Characiformes; Serrasalmidae. Bases 959 to 4177 code for a protein of 1072 amino acids. The transcript has 22 exons. The record is from RefSeq and is a predicted model, not a curated record.
UCGAUGAGUCGAAUGUCCGAUUCAGCGAAUCAAUUUUUAUUCCAGGGCUUGCGAGCUACACACCUGCAGUCUUAUCAACUGCAUGUACAUUGACCUUAUUCAGCGAAUCUCAUAUCGCCACUUGUAUCACAAUGCACAAACACCUAACAAAAAAGAAGUCAGUAUACAGAGAGGGGAUCUAAGCGACUUCAAAGAGGCUGUUUUAUUAACAAUUAUGUCAUACAAUAUAUUAAUGAUGUGGAUUAAACUGUAAAAGAGUGCUAUUCUAAGUUUAUUUAUAGUCCUCACCCUCUAACACUGCCGUAAACGUGUUCUGAUGCUACAGAAAAGUUUGAUUCAGGUGCACGUGUGAAUCGGUUCGCCAGCUCUGUGGAAAAGAAGCGAAUCCAAGGAACCGAUUCGUUCCCUAGUCGGGUAUCGCUAGUGCGCGUAUGUGAGGGUCUUCUCCUCGGAGAACAGCCAGCCAUGUGCUCAGAGAAAGAUUUCCUCUAGUCGUCUUUUCGUGGGUUUUGAGCUGAGGACAGAGGACGCUGAUAUUUCAGCAGCUCUGCUCGGCUCUCCUCAGGCUCCCCCUCUGUCUGAGAGCCGUACUCACCUCGCCGGCUGAGAGUGGACGUGGUGCUGGUGGGGAUGGACAUCUUUUCAGUAGUGCGUGCGCUGGUUUGUCCACACCCCUCGUGAGAAGCUAACCGACGGGAAAGAGCCCAGAGCCUCGCCUGCAGCAGGGAAAGUGACUCUGGAGAAGAAGACUGAGGAGCGGGAAUUCGCACAGUUCACUUUCUGCAGCGGAAACGUUUCCACGUAACGUUAGCGUUACUUCACGAUCUCCAGGUCUUCGUGAGAUACUUGUCUGGUGCUCCUCGUCUGAAUUUUCUCCUCUCCACACGGAUUUACAGACUCGGAUUUGGAAUAACACCGAUGGCGGCAGACAUGGAGUCCCUCCAGAGCAGUGUCCACUAUGUCCCUGUCUGUGCGGCCUACGCGCCGAGCCCUUGCCAGGUCCAUCACUAGGAGCCAGUCCUUUGCCGGAGUCAACUCCUACGAUAAGCCUUACAGGAGCCUCUCUGUGUUCAGCACUCCAGCGUGUGCGAGGAAGACUCCCUCCAGAGCAAGCAGGAUGUUCACCCUUUCCACCAAGUCCCCACCUCCGAAGGUGCCCCAGCCCGAGAGGCUGGAUGAAGUCUAUGAGGCCCUAAAGAGAGGACUACAGUCUUACCUGCAGGUUCAUCAGAUGGAGCUGGACAGCUUAAACCGCCAGAUGAAGGAAUCCAAGAGGAACUCUCGGCUGGGUUUUCUUUAUGAACUGGACAAGCAAGUGAAGGUGAUUGAGAGAUUCAUGAGACGGUUAGAGUUUCAUCUCAGUAAGAUUGAUGAACUGUAUGAAGCGUAUUGCAUGCAGCGGCGGCUGCGGGACGGAGCCAAUAAGAUGGUGAAAGCCUACACAGCGUCUCCAGGCAGCCGCGAGGCUCGAGAGAGCCUGUCCGAGGCCAACAAGGGCUUCAAAGAGUACACUGAGAGCAUGUGCAUGAUGGAGAGCGAGCUGGAAAACCAGCUUGGGGAGUUCCACGUGAAAAUGAAAGGUCUGGCUGGUUUUGCUCGCCUCUGUGCCGGGGACCAAUAUGAGAUCUUUAUGAAAUACGGCAGACAGCGCUGGAAACUGAAGGGUCGGAUCGAGAUCAACGGCAAGCAAGUGUGGGACAGCGAGGAGAUGGUGUUCCUGCCCCUCAUCACUGAGUUCCUUUCUAUAAAGGUGACGGAACUGAAGAGCUUGGCUAAUCACGUGGUGGUGGGGAAUGUCUUGUGCGAGACCAAAGACCUGUUCGCCGCCCUGCCGCAGACCGUGGCCGUGGACAUCAAUGACCUGGGCACAAUCAAACUCAGCCUGGAGGUCACGUGGAAUCCGUUUGACAAGGAUGACCAAGCCUCCACAGCCAGCACGGUGAAUAAAGCUCCUACGGUGAACAAGCGUUUCUCCACCUAUAACCAGAGUCCUCCAGACACGCCCUCUCUGCGUGAGCAGGCCUUCUAUAACAUGCUGAGGCGGCAGGAGGAGAUGGAAAAUGGGACGGCCUGGUCGAACUCCUCUGAAUCCUCUGACGACUCAUCCAGCCCCCAGCUCUCCCUGGGCUUGCGCCACGCCCACAAGAACCUGGUCCAGCCUGAGCUUCAGACCUCCAACCCCGCCAUCGAAAUUUCCUUCACUCCCCGCGAAUCAGCCACCUCCACGCCCACCCGCCUGACCAAUCAGAAGGAGGAGGACGAGGAGGAGGAGGAACGGGGACUGGAGAAACCCCGGGUGACCACCAUCACGGUCACCACCGAUGCUGCUGAAAAACACGGCAUGCCAAAUGGCCACGCCCGCUACUCUCGAUCGCUGAGCCACAUCAGUGAGAGCAGCGUGGAUGCUGCAUUGACAGAAAGGCCAGUCAGCGAAUGCUUGGAGCCUUCUGAGGUGUCCUCGGUGUUGGUAACUGAACACGUGAUGGACUUGCCAGUUCGGGCUGAGCCAUGCAUGGUCAUUCCUGAGCCCCUAGAACCUGUGGCACCCAGAUCCUCUAUCUGCUCUGAAUCUAGCUCUGAGACAGCGCUCCCUGCAGUAGAGGAGGCCUGUGAUUCUGCUGCAGAAUCUGAGGAGCCCACAGUACCUUCCAGGGCCAGCUCUGCCUCCUGUACUCGCAGUGAGGAGGACUCCAUCUGUAUAUCCCCUAAAACAGAGGCCUGUUCCCAGCAGAAUGACUCUGGGCUUUCCAGGACUGAGAACUUAACACAGGCCCAAGACACGCAACUUCUCCCUGCACAGGAUGAAAAGCUUGUGGAUAGGGCAGUGGAGCAGGAAACGGUCAGUGGCCUGGAGGAGGCCCUCAACGCUGUGAUUUCCUCUCUAGACGACUACAGGGGUCAGUUCCCUGAACUGCAGGUUCUGGAACAGGAGCUCAGGCUGCUGGAGGAAGCUCUAACUGGCCGAAGUCGUAGUCGCUCCUCCAGUGUGAGUUUGACUGUGGAGACCGCUCUGGGAAGCUUUGAUUUCCUCAACACGUCAGAUCUGGAGUAUGACGAGGAGGAGGAGGAGGAUGGUGAAAGGCGGAGUGUGACAGACAGUGGCCGUGGAGUAGCGGAGGAGUGUGUGGCAGAGGAUGAAGGUUGCGAGGAUCGUUGCUGGGACGCUCCCUCUGGACCGCUAAGCACUGGCUGCCAGGCUCUAGAUCGCACCCUGCUGGUCCAUGUGCACAACUGCAGCUCCCAACUGCUGAGGUUGGGGACAUUCGGGCCACUACGCUGUGGGGAGAUGUACGCUCUGGACCGGCUGCUCCGGGAGGCUCGAGUACUUGAAUUGAUUCGACGGGUUACCAAAGAGACAGCGGGCAGUGCCGACAAGCCAGAAGAAGUUGUUCCACAGUUAGAACAGUGCCAGGGGGCAGUGUUGCUAUGGCGGCAAUGUACGGAUGGCUGCAGUGUGUUCAGCACCUCCACAGAGACCUUCCUACAGACACUGAACAACACUUAUGCCAACAGAUUACCAGAGAGAGGAGCUGGCCUCGCAGACACAGUGUUUUUGCGUUUAGUGGAGAGGAUUCUAGAGCGGAAGCUGCCGAGGCGAGGCGGAGGCACAACAAAAGAAUCUCUCACCGUCUUCCAGUUCUGGAGUUACCUGGAGGCUGAAGGUGUGAGCGAACUGGACACACACAUUGUCGAGCUGGCUGAGGAGGUGUGGUUGGUGCAGUGUUUGCAGUCUGGUGAGCAGGAUGUGUUGCUGAGAGCCCUGAAGAGACCUCCAGAGUGCAGUCUGAAGCGUGAGGGCCUGCGGGCCAUCAGCCUGCUGUUAAGGGACCCCCGGGGAAAAGUAUGCAGCAGCGCUAGCUCACUGCUGCGCAGCCUGGCUGAACAGCCACGCCACAGAGAGCGGGCGUUGGUGAGCUGCCUGGAGCUGCUGGAGGAUGAGAGUGUUGAGACUCGCGUGUGUGGAUGCAAAGCACUCGCAUGUCUAAAGGCCAAAGAGAGCAUCGAGCAGCUGGUGUAUCUGUGCCGCACAGACAAGGAGGAUGUGAGAGACGCUGCCAAACAAGCUCUGCUGGUGCUGGGUGAAGAGGGGAAGUUGGCGCAUCGGCACGUGGAAUCGGCGCAGGAUGGAGUCCCCCGCCUUUUUGCGCCUGGCAGCAUGGCCAGCACUGCAUUCUAAAUGCCAUCGUACCAGAGAUACCAACAGAAACUAUAUACCCAUCUCUCCUGUGUACUCACAGUCAUAAUUAUGCCAACAGAAGACUCAUGAUCAAACAUGCCCCCACACACUGUUAUAGACGUAGAGAUGCAGACAUCAUCGCCAUGACGACUACAUAUGAAGAUGGUGUCGAAGGUUGUAUGCACUCAGUAGACACCAGGACACAUGAAAUCUGUAUGUUGGUAAGAUACAAUGUAGAAAGAAUUCUGUUAAGAGAUCCAGAAAAAGAAUGGGU